AUGACUUCUACCGUCAAGGCUGCAGCUCUCUCCCUCCUGCUGGCUGCCGCCGCUAAUGCCGGUCCCCUUGAGGCCCGCGCCAGUGGUGUCCAAGGCUUCGACAUCUCCGGCUAUCAAGGCGAUGUAGACUUUGCCGGUGCCUAUGGAGCCGGUGCCCGCUUCGUCAUGAUCAAGGUGAGCUUAGCUGCUUUAAAGCCCCCCCUCUCAUCCAGUGAACAGCCCCAUAUUAACCCGCUUACUAGGCCACUGAGGGCACCAGCUACAUUGAUAAGUCCUUCUCCAGCCACUACGAGGGGGGCAACCUCUGCCGGUCUCAUCCGAGGUGGUUACCACUUUGCGCAACCCGCCUCCAGCUCCGGAGCCAGCCAGGCCGAGUACUUCCUCGCCCACGGUGGCGGCUGGUCCAAUGAUGGCAAGACCCUCCCGGGAAUGCUGGACCUGGAGUACAACCCAUCCGGCUCGACCUGCUACGGCCUCAGUGCGUCCGACAUGGCUGCCUGGGUCAAGGACUUCGGCGAGACCUACAACAGCAAGACUGGCCGCUACCCCAUGAUCUACACCACCGCCGACUGGUGGAAGACUUGCACCGGUAACAACGGUGACUUUGGUGCCGACUACCCUCUGGUUCUGGCGCAAUACGCCAGCUCAAUUAGCACGCUCCCCAAUGGUUGGUCGACCCAGAGCUUCUGGCAAAACACUGAUUCGUACAAGUAUGGUGGUGACUCGGAUCUGUGGAAUGGCAGUGAGGAUAACCUCAAGAAGUUCGCCAAGGGUUCAUAG
Molecule: messenger RNA, 780 nt
Organism: Penicillium cosmopolitanum
Lineage: Eukaryota; Fungi; Ascomycota; Eurotiomycetes; Eurotiales; Aspergillaceae
Exons: 1
Coding region: 1-780 (259 amino acids)
Biological process (GO): carbohydrate catabolic process; cell wall macromolecule catabolic process; peptidoglycan catabolic process
Molecular function (GO): lysozyme activity
Source: RefSeq, a predicted model, not a curated record